Messenger RNA from Lonchura striata (white-rumped munia), 1915 nucleotides. Lineage: Eukaryota; Metazoa; Chordata; Aves; Passeriformes; Estrildidae. The record is from RefSeq and is a predicted model, not a curated record.
AUGGCCUGUGAAUUUAAUCUGAACUUCCUUAAGGAAUUGGAACGAGAGGCUGUUCUGGAAGUCCUAUACCGUGACCAGAUGGUGAGAAAAACGGAGGAGGAAAGAAUAAGGAAAAUGAAACUGCAGCUGCAGCAACUUCGGUGGAAGGGGGCAAAAAAUGCACGGUGUGAGUACCAGGAGAGAUCUUGUGCUCGCUGUCAGAAGUCGCUGGGGCUGCUGGUGAACAGAGGCGCCGUGUGCAAUGGAUGCAGUCAUCGGGUGUGCUCGGAAUGCCGUGUCUGCCUGAACCCCUGCCUUUGGAAAUGCACCAUUUGUUAUGCUCAUGGAGAUGUGAAAGUGAAGGCUGGUGAAUGGUUCUUUGAGGAACGAGCAAAGAAAUAUCCAGGUGAAGGCAGACAUGAAACAGUUGGUGCAAAGCUAUUGGAAUCUUACCAGAAACUGAGUAAAAUUUCUGUUGUACCUCCAACUCCACCUCCUUUCACAGAAUCAGCAGCAGGAGCCAAUGUGAUGGGAAAUGAACUUGGAGAGUCUAAAAGGUUUAAUAAAUCUGUGGAAAACUUGUUUUUGUCUCUCACAACACAUAUAAAAAAAAUAUCAAAGUCCCAGAAUGAUAUGGCUGACAGAUGUGCCCUAACCACAGAUUAUGGGAAGAAUGUGGAAAGAAGAAAGCAAAGAAGGAGCCAGUCUGACACUGCAAUCAACAUUACAAGCAGGAUAAAAAGUACACCCAGUCUGCAACACCUCAUCGCUGGGGCCCAAAAUGACAGUGAAACUCAGAGCAAAAGUCAUUGCAAGGAGGAAGAAGGCAUAACAACCAGUCCCACAAGUGAUGCAGUUUUCUGUGAUGGCAGAAAAUAUGGGAGCUUAUAUAGUCUUAGCAGCACUUGCACUGAGUCUGGCAAUUUUGGCAAGGCUAACAUCACAGGAGAAAUAGAGUUUGCCUUAAAGUACAACUUCAGAGCUUGCAUCUUGGAAAUCUGCAUCAAGGGAUGCAAGAACCUGGCUUAUGGAGAGGAGAAGAAGAAAAAAUGUAACCCGUAUGUGAAGGUUUAUUUACUUCCCGAUAAAUCUCCUUGGAGUAAGAGGAAGACAGCUGUCAAAAAGGGGACAGUGGAUCCAGAGUUUGAUGAGACAUUGAAGUACAAGAUUGAACACUCCCAGCUGAGAAGUCGGCAACUUCAGAUCUCUGUGUGGCAUGCAGGAGCUCUCAAAUAUAGGGUGUUUUUGGGAGAAGUGGUGAUUCCUCUGGCAGCAUGGAAUUUUGAAGAGGACUCAAUGCAGUUUGACUGGUACCCACUCAAACCCAAGCUUGAAAAGCCUGAAGAUGAUCUUAUCCAGUACAGUGCUGAGCUCCUGGUGUCUACAAGGCUGUCGGUACCAGCCCAGUAUCAGAACCUCCAGUUUGAAGGAAACAAAGACCAAGGAGUUCUUAACUGCCAGCUUCAGGUUAUGUUAUUUGGGGCCAAGAACUUGCCCAUGCUGAGAUCUGCUGGAAUGCUGAACUCCUUUGUUAAAGGUUGUCUAAUCCUUCCAGACCAAGCAGAGGUAAAGCAAAAGUCUCCUGUUUUGAAGAAAGAAGGCUGUCCACAGUGGAAACACUUGUUUAUCUUUGAUGGUGUGACCCCAGCUCAGCUACAGCAAUCAUGUCUACACCUGACUGUCUGGCACAAGUCAACUUUCAGCUCAAGUGAUCAGUUCCUAGGAGGAGCCAAGCUUGGUGCAAAGGAAUUCUUUGGCCCUAUGGACCUUGCUUCUCAGGGAGUGCUCCAAUGGCAGGAAGUGCUUCGCAACCCAAACACAUGGAUGGACUUCACACUUGUACUGCAUUCAAAUAAGGAAAACUUUAAAUCAUGAGAGAUAGCAACAACCUUUCCUUUCCCAUGUCUGAUGUCUUAAACAGAAGUGGUACAUAUGC